Rosa rugosa (rugosa rose) is the source of this 2508-nucleotide messenger RNA. Its product is annotated as disease resistance protein At4g27190-like. The coding region runs from base 1 to 2508 and encodes 835 amino acids. The record is from RefSeq and is a predicted model, not a curated record. Lineage: Eukaryota; Viridiplantae; Streptophyta; Magnoliopsida; Rosales; Rosaceae. Gene Ontology annotation, molecular function: ATP hydrolysis activity; ADP binding. The transcript has a single exon.
AUGGUUCGGCUCGUACACUUGCCGGCUUUUAGGUCUUCUGAGAUUCCACCUCGGGUUACGCAGCGUUUUAAAACAUUGGGAAAAAAAACAAUAAUUGAACCCAUACACUGGGUGGGACGCCAAGUGGGUUAUGUAAUUCACUGCAAAAACAACCUUCAAACACUGCAAGGCCGAGCGGAAGAGUUAAAAGCUGCCAGAGAGUCGUUAGAACAUGAGGUUGAUGAGGCUAUUAGAAGAGGCGAACUAGUUGCAUGGCGUUUGCAGUAUUGCCUAACAAGAGCGGCGCGGGUCGCUGCAGUGACAGACGAACUUUUGAGAGGUGAAAGCCAAGUAGAUCUGAAAUGUCUCCAUGGGUUUUGUCCUAAUCUGAAGUACAGUUAUCGGCUGGGCAGGAAAUCAACAAAAUUGAUAAUGGAGGUUGUUCAUCUCCGGGACACACUUUCCACAGUUGAAAUUUGGCUUGAGAAGUGGGGUGUAUCCACCGGGGAGUACCAGGCUUUUCCAUCAAGGACGUCAACUGUUGAGGAAAUCAUGGGUGAACUGAAGAAUUCUAGUGCCCGCAGGAUCGGGGUGUGUGGACCUACAGGUGUGGGUAAAACUCUACUUGCCAAAGAAGUUUAUAGGCAAGCUAGAGAAGAUAAAAAGUUAUUUGAUAAUGUGGUUAUCCUAUUAGAUGUCAAGAAAAAUCCAGACCUGGAAGUAAUUCAGAGCAAGAUUGUUCGUCAGUUAGAUAUGAAGAUUCUUGAGGAUGAGAAUUUAGAUGGAAGAGCAAGUCGUCUACGUGCCAGGAUACUAGACAAGAAGAUUCUUGUGAUUCUGGAUGAUGUUUGGGAACAAAUUGACUUGGAAGCUCUGGGACUCCCAAGUGUUCCUAAUUGUAAGAUAUUGCUGACAUCUAAAACAACCUCCUCUGAUACAAUAAUGCGGUACUUCGAGCUCGGCCCUUUAGAUACAAUAAUGCAGUACUUCGAGCUCGGCCCUUUAGAUAACAAAGAGGCUAGGUUCCUAUUUGAGAAGAUGAUAGGUGAUGAUGUUAAAGAAGCAGUUGAUAUACGAAAUGUAGCAAAUCAAGUUGCUGAUAGAUGUAGACGUUUGCCCAUAUUAAUUGUCAUAGUUGCAAGCACUUUGAAGAGAAUAUCUACUUUAACUUCAUGGGAAAAUGCUUUGGGAUGCCUUGAAGAGUUUAAUAUUACAGAUCACAGGAUCACACGAGACCCACACUUGGGGAUAGAGUGGAGUUACAAACAAUUGAAUGAUGAGGAAGUGAAGCAGUUGUUCUUGCUAUGUGGAUUUGCAAUAUGGGGAAAAGAUAUUUAUUUGCCAGCCUUGUUGAAAUUUAGUAUGGGUUUGGGCCUCUUCAGUAAGGCAUACACAAUGGAGCAAGCAAAAGAUGCAUUUCAAUCAUCGGUUGAAAAACUCAAGGAUUUUUAUCUACUGACAGACAGUGAUGAUGAUAACAGAUCUGUCAGAAUGCAUGACCUUGUACGUGAUGUUGCUAACCAGAUUGCAUUCCGAGAUGGACACAUCUUAUCAUCGGCUGAAGAUGGGGGUGACUAUGAGUUAAAAGAAUGGCUAGAUAAGGAUUUCUUCAAAAAGUGCAGUAUGAUAUCUCCACAAUCCAGUACAGUUCCCGUGCUUUCUGAAGUAACUAGGAUACACCCCAAAUUAAAAAUGCUUUAUUUGCACGGUAAAGGUGAUAACUUGGUGGAGAUGCCAUCCAACUUUUUUAGGGAGAUUCAGGAACUCAAAAUGUUGGAUUUAACCAGACUGCAUCUGCUGUCACUACCUUCAUCUCUUCAGUUCCUGAAGAAUAUGCAUGCCUUAUUUUUAAAUCAAUGCACCUUGGGAGACGUUGCUUUAGUUGGGCAGCUAAGUAACUUGGAAAUUCUCAGCUUUUCUCAGUCCAGUGUCAAACAAUUGACUAAAGAAAUAGGGCAUUUGACUCGUCUUCGGUUGUUGGAUUUAUCUGAUUGCUCUGAACUUGAAGUUAUUUCACCCAAUGUCAUAUCAAGCUUGGAGAGACUAGAAGACUUGAGAAUGAGAAACAGCUUUAACAAGUGGGAGGCUGAAGCUAAAAGAAGCAACGCAAGCCUUUCUGAGCUGAAGUAUUUGUCUCAGUUAUCCGUAUUACAGAUACAUAUUCUGAAUGCUGACAUUCUUCCAGCAAACUUGUUCUCCCGCAAGUUAGAAAGAUUCAAUGUUUUUAUUGGGGACGUGUGGGUUGAGAGAUAUACUCGAAAGACCCUACUAAUGGUUGAGACUACACUCAACACACUAAAACUCAAGCCCACUACCAGCACCGAAGGAUUGGAUACAGGACUAAAAUUGUUGCUGAAGAGAACAGAAGACUUGUCCUUGGAUGGAACGGAGGGUGUCAAUGAGAUGCUCGAUGAAUUAGUUACUCAAGACUUCCAGUAUUUGGAGUGUUUGAAACAUUUGCAAGUCCAAAACUAUGUUGAUAUAAGAUAUCCCAUUAACAGGGAGGUACGUUCUCUGCUGACAGUUUGA